GAACAAAAAUUACCAAAAAAAAUUGAAAGCUCUCAUCCUUUCCUCAUCACUUGUUCAGCCAGAGAAGGAAAAUUGAAUCCUUGCGUUGUGAGACCAUGAUGCCCAAUAAUUCAAUCUCAUCUAUCAGUGGACCAGACUCAGACUAUGUCGGUGCAAGAGAAAUUGUCACGGGUGGUUUGCAGAGUACAUCACGGGUGAGGGGAAGAAAGCUUGUAAAUGGUAAAGUGCAGGCUUGUUACAAAACUUCUUCACGCAUCCCCUUCGGCCUACAGAGGAAAAAAUUUCUCUCCCCAAAACCUUACACAGCUCUGCUCUCUCUCCCCCACCCCCACGCCUUCGGAUUCCGGCGACGCGACGCCCACCCAGAUCGGAGACGCCACCCUAGGACGACGACUAACAGUGUCGCCACCCACUAUCUGAAGAAGAUUUAUAUCUUGUGUGACAGAUCUCUAGGAGGAACGGAUUGUGUUAAAGAUAAUCAUUAACAGCCGUUGUUCUAGGAGUCAGCUUGGGUCUUGGAAGGGCGAAGCUUUGAAGAAGAUUUAUAUCUUGUGUGACAGAUCUCUAGGAGGAACGGAUUGUGUUAAAGAUAAUCAUUAACAGCCGUUGUUCUAGGAGUCAGCUUGGGUCUUGGAAGGGCGAAGCUUUGAAGAAGAUUUAUAUCUUGUGUGACAGAUCUCUAGGAGGAACGGAUUGUGUUAAAGAUAAUCAUUAACAGCCGUUGUUCUAGGAGUCAGCUUGGGUCUUGGAAGGGCGAAGCUUUGAAGAAGAUUUAUAUCUUGUGUGACAGAUCUCUAGGAGGAACGGAUUGUGUUAAAGGUUUUGCUUUCUCGCUGCAAUCCAUCACUGAGGUUGUAAGAAAAUCUCUCCGGCAGCACUCUCUCUCUCUCUCUCUCUCUCCUGCCACCCAUUGCACACAGCCUCUUCAAUUCUGUACUUGAGCUCGAGACAUGGCAGUUCAUCAAGGUCCUUACCUAUUUUGCCUCUUAGCCUUGGUCUUGGCCUCCUUGACUAUUGUACAUGCAGAACAUAGUAGUCAUACGAUUGAACCUUUUAAUCGGAGCAGUUUUCCUACUGAUUUUAUAUUUGGAACUGCUACUGCGGCAUACAUGAUUGAAGGAGCAACAAAUAUUGAUGGCAGGGGGCCGUGCACCUGGGAUAUUUUUGUGAAGAGACAUCCAGAAAAAAUUCGAGAUGGUAAAAAUGCAGAUGUAGCCUGUGACUUUUAUCAUCGGUAUAAGGAGGAUAUACAAUUGUUGAAAACGAUUGGAUUGGAUUCAUUUAAAUUUUCAAUCUCAUGGACCAGAGUAUUACCAAAGGGCAAAAUAAGCGGGGGAGUGAACCCACAAGGUGUCAAAUUCUACAAUGACCUUAUCAACGAGCUUUUGUCCAAUGGUAUCAAGCCCUUAGUAUUUCUCAUGCACUUUGAUCCUCCUCAAGCACUUGAAGAUGAAUAUGAUGGACCCUUAAGUCCCAAGUUUGUGAAUGAUUUUCAAGAUUAUGCGGACUUUUGCUUCAAGACUUUUGGGGAUCGAGUUAAACUAUGGGUGACAAUGAAUGAGCCCAUUGCUAUGAGCAUCGGUGGGUACAGCACUUCUAAUUUUCCACCCGGAAGAUGUUCGAGUUACGUUCCCAAUUGCACCGCCGCUGGUAACUCUGCCACUGAGCUUUAUAUUGUUGGACACAAUUUGCUUCUUGCUCAUGGAGCCGUUGUGAAAUUAUACAAAGACAACUACCAGCCACAUCAAAAGGGGCAAAUUGGGCUGGCUAUGUAUAGCACUUGGGUUGAGCCAAAAGACAACACAUCUUCUAGCCAUGAGGCCGCCUCUCGAUAUAUGGACUUUGUGUUUGGAUGGUUUGUUGAACCAGUUAUAUAUGGUGAUUAUCCUGAGAGAUUGAAGUUUGCAUUGGGGAGUCGACUGCCCAAAUUCACCGAAGCUCAAUCCAAAUUGGUAAAAGGGUCGAUUGAUUUUCUUGGUUUAAGCUAUUAUUCUGCAGGUUACGCAAAAACCGUUUCCCCAGCAAACGGUGUCAACGUUACUUUUUGGACCGAUGUGCAAGCCAAUAUCACCAGUACGGGAUACAUCCAACCAGAGGGAUUGCGAAAGCUCCUUUUAUACAUAAAAGGAAAAUACGACAAUCCAGCUAUAUACAUCACAGAGAACGGAAUUGGUGGUAGAGAUCUUCAAGAUGUUGCGAGGAUCAAAUACUAUCACCUACAUUUAUUAUCGCUUUCAAAAGCUAUCAAGGAGGGCGCAAAUGUGAAGGCACACUAUUCGUGGUCAUUUCUUGACGGCUUUGAAUGGGACAAUGGUUACCUCAUUCCGAAUGGCUUAAUUUUUGUGGAUUUUAAGGAUAAUUUGAAAAGACACCUCAAGGAUUCUUGUUAUUGGUUCAAGAAGUUCCUCUUAAAAUGAGCUAUAAAAAAACAUGUGAAUAUAUUAUAAUUAUUUACAUAUUAGAAUUAUUAUUUGGAAAAUACAGAGAAUUGCUCAUUAAGCAAUCUCUAGCAGGAAAUUUGAGAUUUGCCUCCAUUGGAAUUAUAAUUUCUAUUUACUGUGUAUUUCUCAAAUUAGGAUUUGCUCAGCAUUUCCUGAAUUAUCUUGCCAAACUUUAUCAAAGCCUAUCGCUUUCGUUGAUUA
Corylus avellana is the source of this 2642-nucleotide messenger RNA. RefSeq names its product beta-glucosidase 12. Gene Ontology annotation, biological process: carbohydrate metabolic process. Lineage: Eukaryota; Viridiplantae; Streptophyta; Magnoliopsida; Fagales; Betulaceae. The record is from RefSeq and is a predicted model, not a curated record. Gene Ontology annotation, molecular function: beta-glucosidase activity.